GACAGCUCUGUCAAAACAAAAAGCCGGAAUCGGUGCGAGUCCACCAGCGUCGAUCGAUUUGUACAGAAAUUUCAAAACGCAUUUUAUCCUGCAAAAUAGUUCAUAAUUUGUCUUCAAAAGUGCUCACAACUGUGCUUACAGCAGUAAAAGUUGUUUCGGAAUAGUCGGAUCUGAAAUCGCAUGAAAAAUGGCUGGACUAGAGUCGAUGAUUGUCGAGGAUAAACAACAGUCGCAGAAGACCGUCGACCGGGAAAAGACUUGCCCACUGCUGCUCCGGGUGUUCUGUUCGACCGGAAGGCACCACUCAUCGAACGAAUACAACCACGGAAAUGUCCCCUCGAAUGAGCUGCAGAUCUACACGUGGAUGGAUGCCACCCUGCGGGAACUAACAACCCUGGUGCGAGACGUCAAUCCGGAAACCCGGCGCAAGGGAACCUACUUCGACUUUGCGAUCGUUUAUCCCGAUCGUGGGUCCGUCUAUCGAAUGCGUGAAAUCGGCGUGACUUGUUCCGGCCAGAAGGGAGCGGACGACACGAAGACACUGGCCCACGCAAAGUUCACCAUCGGAGACUACUUGGACAUCAACAUUACCCCACCGAACCGUUUGCCCCCUCGCGGGGGAAGGCCACGACCCUACUAGGGGUAUGUUCGGCCCGGUACUCGAAGGGCCCCCCUGCGGAAGAGUCUCCCCCAGGGAUCACGUGUGAAUGUUUGAUUCAAAACACCUUUUGAUGUUUUCUUGAGAGAAAACGUCCUUUCUCUUUAUUAGAAUUCUUAAGUCGUAAGUGUAAAAUAAAUACAAUCCUAAUGACGAAGAUACAGCUGAACGCAAUUCAAUCUGAA
Aedes aegypti (yellow fever mosquito) is the source of this 843-nucleotide messenger RNA. It is a transcript of the gene Bin1, whose product is annotated as histone deacetylase complex subunit SAP18. Gene Ontology annotation, cellular component: nucleus. Gene Ontology annotation, molecular function: transcription factor binding; transcription corepressor activity. Gene Ontology annotation, biological process: negative regulation of DNA-templated transcription. The coding region runs from base 188 to 640 and encodes 150 amino acids. NCBI's taxonomy places the organism in Eukaryota, Metazoa, Arthropoda, Insecta, Diptera, Culicidae. The record is from RefSeq and is a predicted model, not a curated record. The transcript has 2 exons.